AAAAUUUAUACCAUUAGCCCACAAUCAGAAGCAGCAUUUUCCCAUGUAGGAAUAUGUUUUUUUUGGUAGUGCCUUGGUAAUGUACUAAUGUACAUGAACCAAUGGUGACAUUUUGAAUUCUGACAAUCAAACUUAGGAUUUCAUCAACCAUAAUUCCUGCUAAACAGGAACCUUAAAUCACCAGAAUACAAAGCACAUAAAUCAAGAAAUCAGCAGUGUUCAAGCUAAGGUUUUAGAUCAUCAUGUUCAAGUCUGCAAAAUGGAGAAAAGAGAAGAUCAAAGCAGUGUUUGGGAUGCAGUUUCAGGCAACACAGGUGCCUCAACUGAAAGCCAAAAGCCUGAUGAUUUCGCUAGUCUCCGCGGAUACGAGAAGGACGAGUGUGAAAAUGGGAAGAGCUGAGAUUGUUGAAGGAGCCUGUUCAUGGGAGGGCCCUGUGUGUGAAACAAUCAAACUCGAGAGAGAUCCGAAAACCGGGAGGAUUCAAGAAAAGAUAUACUAUUUUGUUGUGGCAACUAAAUCCUCAAAAUCUGGUUUUCUGGGAGAAGUUGGUGUGGAUUUUGCCAAGUUGGCAGAGAUGACAGAACCAUUAGUACUGUCUCUCCCCCUUAUGCCAUCAGACUCAGGUGUAAUUCUGCAUGUGACAGUGCAGAAGAUGCAAGGAACUCUUGAUCAAAGAAGCAAGGAAGACAAUGAAGUUAUGAUGACAUAUGAAGAUCAGUGCUCACACUGCUCAGAAACAGAACUAGAUGGCUAUGGAGACACAACCAUUACAUCCACUGAAGCUUUAGAAUGCAACAAAACAUCACAGGAUUUCGAGCAAAACUGCAUCCUCACGGAUCAUCCAAUCGAUGACACCAGUGUUCAUCACGACCUUAACGGUCUUGAACACAAUCCCAAACUUCAGAAGCCCCUCGAAAGGCAUCAUCGUUGGCUAUCCUCCACUGAUAUCUCGCUGGGAUAUACCUCAGAUGGAAGUAUAAUCGAUGCAGCAAGCGUGGCUAAGGAGGACCUUUCGGGUGAUAUUGUUCAAGAGAGAGAUGCAGAUAUAAGAGAAUGUGAGAACAUCAAGUUACAAGCCGAAGAUCAAAGAUUCUCGAAUGCAUCAGAAACAGAAAUGGAAAUUUCGCGGGCUAAGUUUGAAGAACUUACCCGCGAGCUCCAGCAAGAAAAACACUUAAGAGACAGAUUGAAGUCGAGGCUGCAAGAGACAGAAGACUCAAAUUCUGAACUGAUCAUUACUAUAAAACACCUUAAUCAAAAGCUGGAACAGAAAAACAAGGAAUCAGAGGAGAUGAAGCAAAAGAUAGAAAAACUGUUACAAGAAAGAGAGGUUCUUUGCAAAGAAAACGAAGACCUAGAGUUGCAGAAGGAUCAACUCUUAAGUGAUUAUGCAAUCCUGAAAAAGGAAAAUGAGGAAAGCGAGACAGACAAAGUUAAACUGCAACAAGAAUUCUCGGAAGCAUUGGACAAAAUAAAGCAGUUUGAAGUCGAAGUAAAGGAGUUGGAGGAUGAGAUACAAAGGCAAUCAGUGCAGUUUCUAGAAUCUAUGCAGACAAUAAACAAGCAAAAAACUGAGAUCAUGAGUCUCGAGAAAGAGGCACGAGCAUUUGAAGAUGCUCUCGAAGCCAUCGCUCAAUCCAAAGUCGAGCAGGAGAAAAGAGCUAUACAAGCAGAGGAGGAAAUCAGCAGGCUUGCAGCCGAAAUGGUGUCAAAGAUUUACGAGAAGGAAAAGAUGGCAAAUAAUGCAAGAGCAGAAGCUAAUGCUCUGCUCUGGAACAACAAUGUUCUUGAGGAAUCACUGGAGAAAGCAAAGGAACAACUCAAACUAACAAAGGAUCACUAUGAGAGAGAGCUCCAUCACCUUUCCACCCAAAACAAUCUGAAACUCUUGGAGGAAUCAACCAAAAUGCAAACUCUAGAAGACGAGAACGAACGAAUAAAAGAGACAUUACUAUCAGAAAUCGAGAAGCUGCAGGCUCAACACAACGAAGCAGCUCGUGGUUCUGAUCUGUUAAGGCUGGAGAAUGACAACCUCAAGAAACAGCUGCACAAAUUGACAAAUGGUCAAGCAGUUAACACAUGUGAUCUCGACAAGGUACUAACCGAAGAAGUAGCAUCACUGAGAGAAAAGAACAAGCACAUGGAAGAUGAACUCAAGGAAAUGGAAGAGAGAUACUCAGAAAUUAGCCUCAAAUUUGCAGAGGUAGAAAGCGAAAGGCAGCAACUUGUCAUGGUGUUACGGAAUCUGAAGAACGGCAAGAAAAAUUAAUUCAGCAUCAAAUGCACAAUCAAUGAAUCUGCAGAUUAUCCAAUUCAAGAAGAUCUGCACAAACAAAGAUGGUUUUCUUUCAAGAUUCCGGGCAGAAGUUUUUACAUUGGACUUCUCAGUUGCCAUGUUUAGUGCCUUCAUUCUCAUUAUACACAGCAAGGAUAAGGCAUACCUUCUCAUUCUUGUUUUGCCUGAGCUCUGUAGUGGGCUUUGCCAUAUUUAGACACAAAUGUUUACAAAUGUGAGAUACCCACAUUUUUUAAAAAUGUUUUGCAACCA
Messenger RNA from Ipomoea triloba (trilobed morning glory), 2549 nucleotides. RefSeq names its product protein NETWORKED 1C-like. The transcript has 6 exons. Lineage: Eukaryota; Viridiplantae; Streptophyta; Magnoliopsida; Solanales; Convolvulaceae. The coding region runs from base 243 to 2270 and encodes 675 amino acids. The record is from RefSeq and is a predicted model, not a curated record.